Ostreococcus lucimarinus CCE9901 is the source of this 831-nucleotide messenger RNA. RefSeq lists its product with no specific name. Gene Ontology annotation, cellular component: cytoplasm. The record is from RefSeq and is a predicted model, not a curated record. Gene Ontology annotation, molecular function: phosphatase activity. Lineage: Eukaryota; Viridiplantae; Chlorophyta; Mamiellophyceae; Mamiellales; Bathycoccaceae. The transcript has a single exon. The coding region runs from base 1 to 831 and encodes 276 amino acids.
AUGCGGUGGAUCGCCGUCGCCGCGUCCGGCACGCCCGAGCUCGGGAACGUGUCGAUGUCGACCUUCGCGAAGCGAAAGCGCGCGUCCGCGAAAGCGCCCGCGCGCGGGGACGCGAAGACGAUCCAUCUCGUGCGUCACGGGCGCACGGAGAUGAAUGAUUACCUCAGAGAGAACCACUGGGCGGACCCGGAUUUCGUGGAUCCGAUGAUGAUCGACACGCGGUUGACGAGCGAGGGCGAGGCGCAGGCGCGCGCGCUGCGAACGAUCGCGACGGCGCUGGAGCCGGCGCCUGAAUUGAUCGUGGCGAGUCCGCUGCGGCGAGCGCUGCGCACGGCGGAGCUGGCGUUCGGCGCCGCGGGCGAAGACGCGCUCGGGGACGUCCCGCGCGUGGUCUGCGCGCUGGCGCGCGAGCGGGUGUUUCACGGGAGCGAUAUCGGGCGAGUCGCGCGCGAGCUCGGGGAGGACCAUCCGGAUUGGGAUUUGACCGAGAUGGGCGACGACGACGCGACGUGGUGGUACACGCCGGACGGGAAGGAUCCGUUCACGACGGCUGAGCUCGAGCCCGUGGACGUGUUCGAGGAACGAAUGCAAGAGUUCCGACGAUGGUUGGACGCGAGACCGGAGAAAUCGAUCGCCGUCAUCGCGCAUUGGGGGGUGUGUUACUCGCUCACGGGGGACGAGUUUCAGAACUGCGAGCUUCGCACGUUGGAUUUCCACACCGAUUUGGACGUCGGUAACGGCGAUUUUCAAAAGUUUGAUGUAUUUCUGCAAGACAACAUCUGGGGGCAGAUCGGGCGCGCGCUCGUGAGCUUCAAGAACAAAUUAUUUUAG